Messenger RNA from Onychostruthus taczanowskii (white-rumped snowfinch), 2563 nucleotides. RefSeq names its product zinc finger DHHC-type palmitoyltransferase 3 (gene ZDHHC3). Bases 25 to 1008 code for a protein of 327 amino acids. The transcript is spliced from 7 exons. Gene Ontology annotation, cellular component: Golgi apparatus; endoplasmic reticulum. Gene Ontology annotation, biological process: protein targeting to membrane; peptidyl-L-cysteine S-palmitoylation. NCBI's taxonomy places the organism in Eukaryota, Metazoa, Chordata, Aves, Passeriformes, Passeridae. Gene Ontology annotation, molecular function: protein-cysteine S-palmitoyltransferase activity. The record is from RefSeq and is a predicted model, not a curated record.
AUGCAAGUAUGGACAUAAUAGCCUAUGAUGAUUACUCCACUCCACCGCUUCAGAGAUAUUGAAAGGACACCUGAAUACCUCCAGCCAGAAAAGUGUGUUCCACCUCCUAGCCGCGCUUCCCUGGGAACAAUGUGGUUUAUUCGAGAUGGCUGUGGUAUUGCAUGUGCUGUCGUUACCUGGAUGCUGGUGUUCUAUGCCGACUUUGUAGUCCUUCUUGUCAUGCUAGUUCCAUCGAGAGAUUAUGUUUAUAGUGUCAUCAAUGGCACACUGUUCAACACCUUGGCUUUCCUCGCUUUGGCUUCACAUUUUCGUGCUAUGCUGACAGAUCCAGGUGCUGUACCCAAAGGUAAUGCCACAAAAGAGUUCAUUGAGAGUUUACAGCUAAAGCCAGGACAGGUGGUUUACAAGUGCCCAAAGUGUUGUAGCAUCAAACCCGACAGAGCACAUCACUGCAGUGUUUGCAAGAGGUGCAUUCGGAAAAUGGACCACCACUGCCCGUGGGUCAAUAACUGUGUAGGAGAGAAUAACCAGAAGUACUUUGUACUGUUUACAAUGUAUAUAGCACUGAUUUCCCUGCAUGCCCUAAUCAUGGUGGGAUUUCACUUCUUGUACUGCUUUGAAGAAGACUGGACAAAAUGUAGUUCCUUCUCUCCACCAACUACAGUGAUUCUACUCAUCCUCUUGUGUUUUGAGGCUCUCCUAUUUCUCAUCUUCACCUCAGUUAUGUUUGGGACCCAAGUACACUCCAUCUGCACUGAUGAAACGGGUAUUGAGCGACUUAAAAACCAAAAGCCAACCUGGGAGAAGAUCAGCGGCUGGGAAGGAAUGAAGCUGGCGUUUGGAGGUGCCUUCUCCCUGGGUUGGUUCAACCCUUUCUCAAACCUGAACUGCGAGAGCCCAGUGCCGGCUGAAGCGGCGGCAGCAGCUCCUGCAUCUGAAAUAAUGACCCAAGAAGAAAUCGAGCAGUUUCUGGCUCGAGAUGUUGCCAUCCAAAUGUUGCGUGAAUAAGCAAAACGUCCUUCUCCUCCAGGAGAAGCUUUGAGCCCUAUGGAAGACUAAAUGUGUGAUGGCAAGAUUAGCCAGCUCUGAAAGUUUUCUGGAAAAAUGCAUCCUCUUUAGCCCAUCCCAUCCCAUUCCAUCCCAUCCCAUCCCAUCCCAUCCCAUCCCAUCCCAUCGGUGCUGCUUGUGGGUUAUGAAUGGAAUGUUGCUAGUACACUGGUCUUAGCAGAGGUGGGAUGCAGGGCCAUGGAUGCAGCAGAUGGAUGAGCUCAUCCUGGGUGUGAUUCCUUUGGGCUCUGAAAUAUCUCCAGGGGUUAAUUUUUACCCUCUGUGCUUGUGAGACUGCCCAGGACUGGUGGUGCUUGUUGGAGGUGGCGGUGGGCUUGUGAUGGUGCUGGCAGGAGCGUUGACCCAUGCCAGUGCAGCCGAGAAGGAACAAGUGUUGGCUGGGAUGCCGAGCUGCUGGUGCUGGUGGGGGGAAGCUUUUCCCUGGGGCUGUGGUUCGUUGGCAUGUAAGAUGUGUGGAGUGGGAGCUGCCUGGCUGAGCCCUGCAGCCCAGGGAGCAGGGAAGCAGUCUAGGCCAGGUACCAGGGCUAUUUUUGCAGUGAAAGAGAGGGCGAUGUGAACACCCUGUGGUGGAGGUACUACCUCUCUCUGUUUGACUUGUCUAAUUUAGAUGUUUCUGUUUUCUUGGUAGCUAGAGUUGGUAGAGAAUGAAUAGUGCCUCCUAAUCUAAUCUAACUGGGUUUAACAUUGUCCUACUAGUAUGUGAAAUUACUCCAGGUUUCCUUUCACUAAUUUUGCAGCCAAUCCCUGGGGAAUGCUGGUGAGCCUUUAGAAGGAGCUCAUAUAGAGGGCAUCACUUCAGGAGGCAGUAGUUGCAGCAAAGUCCUACAGAGGUGUUGCCAGCUGCUGCAUUCAGAUGCACUGCAAACACUUGGCAUCCUCCAGAUAUCAGGCUACUUUUAAUUUAGACUGUUUUUCAUCUGUGUUUUUGUUCCUCUUCUGUCAUAUCCCUUAGAUUAAUUGUCAUUAAAUUUGCAGGAGACUAGAAAUAUGCUACUGGUUUCCCCCUACAGAACAUGCUUGCUUUUAUCUCCCCCUCCCCUCUAACCUGGACCAAAGACAACUGCUUCCUCUCAAAAGGAAGAGAAAGGAGUUCUUGGGAUGAAAGCAUGGUAUUGUGAAAGACAUAUAUGAAGUUUUUAUUAUUUAUAGGAGCAAUAUGAAAUGGAAUUUGUGCAAGAUUUUUUUAAUGUUUGUUUUAACCCCUUGGAAAGCAUCUUUGUGUACAUUGAUUGUGUGACAUUCAGGGCUAGUGUGGAGGGAUGAGAUUCUCUCCUGGACUUGUCCUCUGCCACAGCAAUCCUUUUUUCUGGCAAAGGUAGUGGGAACAAAUAGAGUGCCUUGGCUGUUAAGAGUACAGCUUCACCAAAAUCCAGGAAGUAUUUCUGAAUAGUUGUCCCAUUCCUUGUUCCCUCUGGAUGUCUCUUUGUCAGUGAAAAGUAGAUCUAGAGAACAUCAUUAGGAAUUGUGUAUUUGUAACCUUUGGGAUAAAGGGAAA